This is a messenger RNA of Cicer arietinum (chickpea), 1545 nucleotides long. RefSeq names its product protein FAR-RED IMPAIRED RESPONSE 1-like. Gene Ontology annotation, molecular function: zinc ion binding. Gene Ontology annotation, biological process: regulation of DNA-templated transcription. The record is from RefSeq and is a predicted model, not a curated record. Lineage: Eukaryota; Viridiplantae; Streptophyta; Magnoliopsida; Fabales; Fabaceae.
AUGGACUGUGGUUUUGCUUUGUUCGCUCAUAUGGACUGUGGCUUUGCUUUGUUCGCUCAUAUGGACUGUGGUUUUGCUUUGUUCGCUCAUAUGGACUGUGGUUUUGCUUUGUUCGCUCAUAUGGACUGUGGUUUUGCUUUGUUCGCUCAUAUGGACUGUGGUUUUGCUUUGUUCGAUUAUCGACCAUUGGGAGGUUUUGUUGGACUUAAUAAUCACAGGCAAACAAUCAUUUUUGGGGCUGCAUUGCUAUAUGAUGAAACGAUUCCUUCUUUUCAGUGGCUAUUUGAAACGUUUCUCAAAGCAAUGGGUGGAGAAAAGCCAAAAACCAUUCUAACAGAUCAAGAUGCUGCAAUGGCUAAGGCUAUUUCUUUAGUUGUGCCAGAAACAUUUCAUGGAUUGUGCACUUGGCAUAUAAGACAAAAUGCUCUAAAGCAUGUAAAUCAUCUAUAUCAAAAGAGUUCACAAUUUUGCUUAGAGUUUGAAGCAUGCAUAGAUCUACACGAAGAAGAGGCUGAAUUUUUGAAUGCAUGGAAUUCUUUACUUGUUGAGCAUAAUGUUUCAAAAGAUUCGUGGCUACAUAUGAUUUUUCAAUUGAAGGCAAAAUGGUCAUGGGCUUAUGUUCGGAAAACAUUCACUGCAGGUAUGAGAUCUACUCAAUUAAGUGAGAGCUUUAAUGCUGACUUGAAAAACCAUUUGAAAUCAGAUUUAAAUUUAGUACAAUUUUUUACACACUUUAAAAGGGUUGUAAAUGGAAAACGAAACAAUGAGUCAGAAGCUGAUUUUGAGUCAAGACAUAAACUACCUAGAUUGAAAAUGAAGAAGGCUCGUAUGCUUGUACAAGCCGGAAAUGUUUACACUCCAAAAAUUUUUGAGGAAUUUCAAGAGGAAUAUGAGGAAUAUCAGGACACUUGCAUAAAGGAUUUGAAAGAAGGUUUGUAUGUUGUUACAAAUUAUGAUAACACAAAAGAGAGGAUAGUAAUGGGAAAUCCUAUGGAUCAAAAAGUUGCUUGUGAUUGUCGUAAAUUUGAGACACAUGGCAUCUUAUGCAAUCAUGCUUUGAAAGUUUUAGAUGCCAUGAAUAUUAAGUUAAUUCCCCAACAUUAUAUAUUAAAGCGAUGGACAAGAGAUGCAAGGUUGGGAAGUAACCAAGAUUGGAAAGUGAAACAUGUUGAAUUGGACAUAAAAGCCCAUUUCAUGAAGCGAUACAAUGAAUUAUGUCCUCGAAUGAUUAAAUUGACCAACAGAGCUUCAGAAUCUCAUGAAAGUUACGUAUUUUUGUCCAAAGUUUAUGAAGAGUCCAAUAAAAUAAUUGAUGAUAUGUUGGCAAAAAUUUAUGUGAAUGAGGAAUCAAGUAGAAUGAUUCAUGUAUCUAUAUCAAUUGCAAAUGAUGAAAUUGACAACAACUUGGACACUCUUGGUUGUGCAAAAGGCAUAAAGAAGCGAGAUUGUUCACAUCAGAAUAAAAAACGACCUAAGUCUUGGGUUGAGAAAUUAUCUAGGAAGAGAAAUAGAUCCUCACAAAAACAAAAUCGCAAGAAAAUUUAG